UUGGAUUUUAAAAACCUUUGGAGCGAACGCUGAUACAACGAAAGCUUGUUUUGAUGAUAUCCUUAAAACGCGUGUUAGUAUUAAUGAACAACUCAUACAAGAUCUAAAUUCUGAAUUACCACCGAACGGAUGGACAAAAUGCUCAUAUAAGCUACAAUUAAUAUUUGGAAGAUUUUCUGCAAUAGCGAUGGAAUCGACUACGACUUAUUAUCUCAACGUAGAAGAUUCGAAUAACCAAGAGACCAAUGAUCAAAAUGCUGAGGGCCAACAUGAAGAAUCAAGCGUAAACAUUACGUUACCUAUCGAUUGCAAUUAUACCACUUCGAAGUCAGAUCACAAAAUUCUCGAAUCAGACGAACAAGAUGACGAAUUAUUCGUGUGGUUUGAAGUCCUAAGUAAUCUAAAUGUCCACUUAAUGAUAUCUAGUGACGGAAAACUUGCUACAUAUGAGUUUAAACAGCAUUUAAGGGCAUUUAUGGAUAAAAUUGAUGCAUCUCAAUUUAAGAAUAAUAAGAGAAGACCAUUUGAUUUAGUAGCCGAUCAGUCAAGAAAAAAGCAGAGGAAUAAAGCUAUAAAGAGGCUUGAAGAGUUUACGGAUUCAGAAUUUAAGAAAAAACUAACGUCUUUGGCAGUGUAA
Molecule: messenger RNA, 637 nt
Organism: Acaulospora morrowiae
Lineage: Eukaryota; Fungi; Glomeromycota; Glomeromycetes; Diversisporales; Acaulosporaceae
Source: the annotation of a GenBank genome assembly